This is a messenger RNA of Zea mays, 1761 nucleotides long. RefSeq lists its product as uncharacterized. The coding region runs from base 144 to 1475 and encodes 443 amino acids. The record is from RefSeq and is a predicted model, not a curated record. Gene Ontology annotation, molecular function: hydrolase activity. NCBI's taxonomy places the organism in Eukaryota, Viridiplantae, Streptophyta, Magnoliopsida, Poales, Poaceae. The transcript is spliced from 5 exons.
GCACAGCCGGCGCUGCCGACUGUGACGACGACGAUCGACGAACCCUCCCUUUCGUUUCCCCCAAGACAACACAAACCCCCACUCGCGCGACUCGCACAAGGAACAGAACUUCAGAACCCAGCGAAUCCAGCCUGGCCCAUGCCAUGUCGCAGCCCGACGCCGACGCCAUCCUCAUCCCCAUCGCCGCGGCGAUGGAUCCCUCCCCAGCCCCAGCCCCAGCCCCGGCUCCGGCUCCGGUCCCGGCCCCUACGGUGGUCGAGUGGCCCGAGGGCGGCGCACUGACGCGGGACUGGGUGGCGGGGCUGGCGUCCACGCUGGACUGGUGCUCGCGGCACCUCCCCGCGGACCGCCUCCCGGCGGUGCUCCCGCCCGCGCUGGUCCAGCGCCUGGUCCUGGCCGCCGCCGCCAUCCUGCACCGCGAGCCCAACCUCGUCCGCGUCGACCCGCGCCCCGGCCAGGCCGUCGUCGUCGUCGGGGACGUCCACGGGCAGCUCCACGACGUCAUCUUCCUGCUCCGCGACGCCGGGUUCCCGUCCGAGGACCGCAUCUUCGUCUUCAACGGCGAUUACGUCGACCGCGGCGCCUGGGGCCUCGAGACCUUCCUCCUGCUCCUCGCCUGGAAGGUGCUACUCCCAAACUGUGUGUUCCUUCUCCGGGGAAACCACGAAUCCAAGUACUGCACGUCAGUAUAUGGUUUCGAGAAGGAGGUAAUGACUAAAUACAAAGAUCAGGGCCCUCAAAUUUACCGGAAGUUUUUAAGAUGUUUUGAGGACCUUCCUCUGGCGACAAUAAUAGCAGGAUGUGUGUACACUGCACACGGCGGUAUCUUCCGUGGAACAAUUGUAGUGCCAUCAAAGAAAUCAAAAAAGGGAAAGAAGGGUCACAAAUACAAGGCGAAUUUUACUGUUGAUCUGACUUCCAUGAAACUUGGAUCCUUGGAUGAGUUAUUGAAAGCAAGGAGAACUGUUCUCGACCCUCCUUGGGAAGGCUCAAAUUUGAUCCCUGGGGAUGUGCUGUGGUCUGACCCUUCCUUGCAGAUGGGUCUUUCUCCGAAUAAAGAACGAGGCAUAGGUUUGCUUUGGGGUCCUGAUAUCACUCAGCAGUUUCUGAGGACAAAUCAUUUGAAGCUAAUCAUCAGGUCACAUGAAGGUCCAGACGCGAGAGACAAGCGACACGAUCUCUUAGGAAUGGAUAAAGGAUAUACGAUUGAUCAUGAAGUAGAAUGUGGGAAACUAAUUACUCUCUUCAGUGCUCCGGACUACCCACAGUUUCAGGCUUCAGAGGAGCGAUACAACAAUCGUGGAGCAUAUAUUGUCCUUAGUCCACCUGAUUUUGCUACCCCUGUUUUCCAUAGCUUCGGAGCUGUAAAGCCUCGACCUGCGGCCCAUCCGUUCUAUGAUUUUGAACAAGUGAUCGACUCAGAUGAAGAAUUGGAUUUAAUCGCCAUGGACAGCGGCACGUCGAGCCUGUCAUGACGACUCGCCAUGUACCUUUUGCACUUAGGGUUGUAUUUAUUAUUAUCGCUCCAAUUGUUGCCAUGGAAGCGUGGCAUCAAGGUUUUUUGCUGUCGUUGUUGUAAGCUAAUGCCAACGUAGUAACGUUGCAGGUUUCUGGAUGGCCUGAGUCCUGACAUGCACACGCCAAAUCUGAUCUGUUGGUUUGGUUGAGGUUGAUUUGUAUCUAAAACUAAGUGAGCGUGAGAUGUCAUCUAAAGGCUGAAGGAAGUCAGCGGUUGCAAGAAUCUUAGUUCAUGAUUGUUUA